Messenger RNA from Brassicogethes aeneus, 1105 nucleotides. The record is from the annotation of a GenBank genome assembly. NCBI's taxonomy places the organism in Eukaryota, Metazoa, Arthropoda, Insecta, Coleoptera, Nitidulidae.
AAUUUAAUUUAUAAAAAUUACAAAAAUGGCGAAUGCGCCGGGGUUAAGUCUCCUCAAAUAUUUCAUUCUUUUUUAAUUUUUUUCAUAAUAAACAUAAAAACUGCAAACUUGUUUUAUUGCAAUUCUUCUACAUAUAAGUCCGUUAAAUAGCAAUACCAUUUACAUGCUUGUUUGAUCAAUAAUAAUACCUAUAAAAUGGCUUCUUUACAAAUAUCAAGAGCGCUAGAAAUCCAAAACAAAACAUUAAAACCACAAACAAUAGCAAGAACAAGAAACGAAAUUUCUUUGAACUGGGAGAAAAUUUUCCCCAAACACAAUAACGCUGAAUAUACUUUACAGAUCCUCGACGAAUUUAAGGAAUGGAAAAAAAUUUACUCAGGUCCGCAAACAACUUUUAAGGUUACAAAUUUGGCGCCAUGUUCUGUAUACAGCUUCCGCGUAUCGUUAAAGGACACCUCCAAUUGGCUGGAAUUCAAAUCAGCCACCUCAGAAGAUUUGGAAAACAGCUCGCACAUGGCCAGAGCUAUAAAAAUGAAAAACACAAACACCGUCAAAAAAAUCGCACAAAAUAAUCCACGCUUGUUGGAGACGGAAAAUAAAGAACUUAGAACCCCUUUAGUUCAAGCAAUCGACAACAACGAUUUUCAAAUGGUACAGUGCCUUCAUAAUUUAGGCGUUAAUGUUAACAAUCACAUAAGUUUAGCCCAACGCACGCCACUCAUGAUUUCCGUAUACCUGGGCUAUCUUGAUAUAGCACAGUUUUUAAUUAGCAAGGGUGCUAAUGUCAAUGAUGUGGACAUUAACGGCUCAAAUAUUAUUCAUUAUGCUGUAGAUUCUAAUAAUAAGAUAAAUGUUGAGUUUGCUAUUAAAUCUGGUGCACAUAUAAAUUGCCAAACUUCCAAAGGAUGGACUCCUCUAAUAAGAGCAGCUAAUCUAAAAUGUUCAUCUGAUAUUCACAAAAUUUUGAUGGACAAUGGGUGUGAUACAACUAUUAAGAGUAAAAGUGGUAUGGAUUAUAAGAAAUAUUUAACUUUAGGAUAAGAAUAUCAUGUUUUACGUUAUUCUGUAUAUGUACCAAUUAAAUAAAUCAUAUUUGCUUAUUGAA